UGGCAACGUUUCCUUGCUUUAUAUUUCUGCACAAGCUGGAUUUCUCUCUUCUUUGGUGGAUUUCUGGCAGAUUUGGUGGUUAACAGGAUGAUUUUCCUCUGGACCUUUGGGACAUGGAUAUUUAUUCUAUAUGCAUGUACAGAAGGCUUGCCAAAAGCACCUCGAGAUGCAACUGAAAGGAACUGUACAAUUAGCCCACCGUAUCUUCCACCAUCUAUAAAAAACACCACAAGACAACUGAAUGACCUGCGCCAGAAGAUGAGAGAGAACAACAUUAGUGCAUACAUUGUUCCAUCUACAGAUGCACAUUUGGGCGAAUACACAGCAGAUAGAGAGAAGAGGAGGAACUGGUUAACAGGCUUCACAGGAUCCUCAGGUGUUGCAGUGGUGACGCACACACGAGGGGCUGUGUUUACAGACAGCAGAUAUUGGAUUCAGGCAGAACGAGAGAUGGACUGCAACUGGGAACUGGAGAAGACUUUGUCAUCCUAUGCCGUUGUCACGUGGAUCCAACAAGAAUUAAAACCAGGGGAAGGAAUUGGCUUUGAUCCCUUCUUGUUCUCCAUCGGUGAAUGGCAGAGUUAUUCCAGCUUAAUACAAAGCUCAGGGAUGACAUUUCAGUCCAUACCAACAAAUCUGGUGGAUUUAGUGUGGGGAAACCAGCGUCCCUCACUCCCCAAUGAGACUAUUUAUGCACUGAAAGACGAGUUUGUAGGAAGCACCUGGCAGGAGAAAGUGUCCAACAUCCGUGCAAAGAUGAACAGUCAUGCCCAGAAACCCUCAGCAGUGCUACUAUCGGCUCUGGAAGAAACUGCAUGGCUUUUCAAUCUUCGAGGCCAGGACAUUCCAUAUAACCCUUUCUUCUAUUCGUAUACACUGCUUACUCUGGACUCUGUCAGGAUAUUUGUUAAUGUAAACCGUAUCACCAAUGAAGUGCAAACCUACCUAAACACCAACUGCGCACCAUCAUCUUGUGUCCAGCUUACUGAGUACGAUCAGCUUCGAGACACUUUGCUGGAAUAUGUAAAGGGAAAUGUGAAAAUAUGGAUUGGGCAAAGCUACACCAGUUAUGGAGUAUAUGAAACCAUCCCUAAGGACAAACUUUUGGCUGAAGAGUAUUCUCCAGUCUUAAUCGCAAAGGCCGUGAAAAGUGAAAAAGAGCAGAAAUUGCUGAAGGACUGCCAUGUGCGGGAUGCAGUGGCUGUCAUUCAGUACUUAGUAUGGCUGGAGAAAAAUUUGGCCAGGGGCUUAGUGGAUGAACUCAGUGGAGGGGACUAUGUAGACAGUCUGAGACAAAAGCAACAGUAUUCCAAAGGCCCGAGUUUUGCCACUAUUUCUGCCAGUGGUUUAAAUGCAGCUCUUGCUCAUUACAGAGCAACUAAUGAGACAAAGCGUGAAUUGGGAGUGAAUGAAAUGUAUCUUGUUGACUCUGGUGGACAAUAUUUUGAUGGGACUACAGACAUUACAAGGACUGUUCACUGGGGAACACCAACAGCUUUUGAGAAGGAAGCAUAUACACGUGUCCUGAUGGGGAACAUUGAGUUAACCAGACUUAUAUUUCCUCAAAGAACCUCUGGAAGAAUGAUUGAGUCAUUUGCCAGAAAAGCUCUUUGGGAAGCAGGUCUAAAUUAUGGGCAUGGUACUGGACAUGGAAUUGGUAACUUCUUUUCUGUCCAUGAAUGGCCUGUGGGUUUCCAGUCUAAUAAUAUUGCGAUGACCAAAGGAAUGUUCACUUCCAUCGAGCCUGGCUAUUAUCAUGAUGGGCACUUUGGUAUUCGCAUUGAAGACAUUGUACUUAUAGUUGAAGCAAAGACUGCGUAUAUGUUUGGAGGUGAACCUUACCUUGCUUUUGAGACUGUAACCUUGGUCCCAUAUGACAGAAAUCUAAUUGACACCAGCAUUAUGCAAGAUGUUCAGAUUGAGUAUGUAGACCAGUACUACAAGAAAAUAAAAGACCUGGUGGGACCUGAAUUACAAAAGCAGAACCUUCAUGAAGAAUACAAGUGGCUGGAAAAGAACACAAGACCUUUAUCACAUGGUGCUCUGAUCUCUGCAUCACUGCUCCUUCUGAGCUUACCAGUGAUGGCCACUGGCUUUAUAAAUUACAUAUUUGUUUGAAGAAAGAGGCAUCUGGGUUGUAAAAAUGGAUGAAAGAGGAAAAAAAAGAAUACAUUUUGUAUAUGUAUAAAAUCCAGUGGGACUAAAUGUGUGCUACUUGUUUGCUUUCUGUCCAAUAUUUUUUUUUUGAGGCCUUUUUGAGACCUUUUGAGGCUCAGGCAAUGUCUUUUUUAAAUGCCCAUACAGAUGUGGUACAACAAGAUUUUAUUAUUGUUGCCUGUUAGGAAAGAGAUAGAUCUCUUAUCAACUUGGGUUCUAAAUCAUUUAAACUCUACAUCUAAACCAUAACACUGUAUAUUUCCUGGAUCCCAUGAUCCCUCCAAAAUGUAUAUUGUGCUCCACUUACUGUGAGGAAACAUUUCGCUCAGUAUUUUUUUCAAACUGCAAUCUUAUUCUUUUUACCUCCAUUUAAUCGUAAGUCUGUUCCCCAGUUCAUACUCUAUCUGUAUCUGUGCUGUCCUGCAGCAACAUUUACCUCGUAUUGACACAGCUCUGUCUACGAGUCCCCAGAAGUUACACUGAUCGACAAUUACUGUCCCUCUGCUUUAGUGCCCAGUGUUAGGACUUACUGCCCCCAGUCUAUAGAUACAUCUUUGCCACUUUUGUGUGGCAAAGUUAGCACCAAUAGCUGCACAUUGCCAAGGAAACUUUCUGCCAGACCCACAACUGCCCCCUGAGUCCCUCCACCACAUUUUUCCAUGUGUGUACAAACAUACUAAUCAUAAAUAAUUUCUGGCACCUAUUCAUAGCCUUAUUUCAGAUAACUGCCUCAAAGCCUACUAACAUCAAUUGAUUGAGUGUGUUGAGCAGUGUCACUCACAACUGGCGAUCUGUUUGUGUGUUCAUUGUGUCAGACAAGAUGGCAGGAAGAGCAAACAAAAGGCACCUAGGUUUCCUGAGUUCAGAGUCAACCCAGUGGGCAAGGAUGUACCUUAGGUUUUGCUCUAAUAUACAAAUGGGCCCCAUUGUAGCCUUAGCAUUUCUGAUAAAGGAGAAUAAAAUAUAAAAUCA
Molecule: messenger RNA, 3129 nt
Organism: Xenopus tropicalis (tropical clawed frog)
Lineage: Eukaryota; Metazoa; Chordata; Amphibia; Anura; Pipidae
Gene: xpnpep2
Product: X-prolyl aminopeptidase (aminopeptidase P) 2, membrane-bound
Exons: 21
Cellular component (GO): plasma membrane
Molecular function (GO): aminopeptidase activity; metalloaminopeptidase activity
Source: RefSeq, a predicted model, not a curated record